UCGGGACCGGCAGCACCACGCCAUGGCCCUGUCGCGCAAGGACGUGGAAGAGCUCAAGCCGUGGAUCGACAGGACGGUCGAGAAGUUCCUGGGGUUCAACGAACCGACCCUGGUGACGGCCGCCGUCAGCUGCCUCUCCAAUGGCUAUGACAAGAGGAAGACCACAGGUGGGAUGAAUGCCGCCGAUCGCGAGUUGACACGAAUACGAACUCGUGGGGGGAUGGAUUUGGAGGGGGCACUGGGAUUCGCAGACAUGGAUGUACGAAUGGAUAGGGACAGAAUUGCGGUAACUAAGAGGAGAUUGGAAGUUUACUAGAAAAGAGCUAGGGAGGGGUGAAAAUGCAGAUAAAAUAAGCAAUGGGAACACUUUAGAGGGGAGGGAUCUCUUCUGUAAAAACAAAAUUUAUACAAAUUUAAAAAAAGAAGGGAUAACGAAAUGUUAGGCUAGGUGGCGCAAGCUGCUGCCCAUUGCAAAGGGGUGUAGCCAUUACUAUCCAUCCUUCGUGGAAGCUCGACGUUUCCUCAGUCGCGGGACGCAUUUCACCCCCGAUGCGCUGCCUGCUUGUGUGGAAAUGUUUGUCAUCUUAGAUAGUCUGGGUUGGACGUCACCUUCGACGCUCGCUGUGAGCUCCGCUCUGAAUGAGGGCUGUCGAACGAAAUACUGAGUUCCUAGUUUGCAAAUCAGCUUUUACUACAUCCAGAAAAAAGAAAAAGAAAAACAAACACCAUUGAAGGUAUGGCACUGCUGGUGCUCACUGGGCUAUCUACACAAGAUGAGACCACGAGUUGCGUGGCCUUCAUAGUGCUGCACCACCUGGAGACUGGUGAAACGAGUGGCGAGGGUGUGUGCUUCCUUCGACGUGCACACCCUCGCAGCCUCGCUUCCCACUGCGCAGUUUCAAAGGCCUCCAGGUAGCGCAGCCUUUUAUUGAAGGUCACGCGUUCUGGCAUUAGCAUUUCAUUCCGUACCAAUGGUACCUAAAUGAUGCACAUCACCGUGUUUUGAUGUCCACACAGUUGCGUUUGACUAUAACCGACUGAGACAAGACCAGUUUCUCAGUCUUUUGUGAGAUGUCAGUGGAUGUCACUGGCAAAACUGUGAAUUUACAAAAAGCAUAAAGCACUAAGUCAUCCUUCUCAAUAUGUUGAGUCAUCAUCUUAAUUCGUUUAGUCAUCCACUGAGUGGUCACGUAAAUGUUUUGGUACCUUUCGUGUCACCGACAUGUUUUUGCUCAAGGACUUUGUAGGUCGACUGAACCAUGAGACAUAUGAGGCUUUCGCCUAUAAUAAUUUCGAGGGAUGACUCGGAGCAGACUUUACAACUGCUGUCAUCCGUCGGUGACAAGAACCUAUCUGAAAAUUUUAGUUUAUCAUGACCAGUCUUCUCCCCCUGCCUGUAAUGUAUGUGCCGCCAUUUUUACUUUGCUGGGCCAGAAGAGCUAAACAUAAAAUAUUUUAAAAUUGGCGAAAUGCGGGGGGCGAUUGAGACGGCAUCCUCUGGUGUCAAGAUCUCCAAUCAGGAACGCGCGAUGAGUCUAGCUUGUCGGCUGAGCACUGGGAGAAUCUUUUUGGUGUGCGUCGAGAUGAGCUUGUCAUUGGCGAUAUUGGCACAAACUGCUACGAUGAGCAGGAGUUGCCCGAAGUAGCCAAAGGGUUAGUGAGGUGAUCCGAAUAGUCCUGGGUGGUCUGCAUGCUACGAGCACCUGGCCUGGGUGUAUCACGAGCUGUUGAGUUCUAGCGACACGUUGUGAAGGUCUAUUGGACACGGCAGCUUUGCCGCGGCAACGUUUCCACUGUGGCUAAAGAGAGUAGCCUCCUAGAACACCAGGUGGAUUACUUUGUCGUUAGUGACCCGGCCGUCGAGGCUCAACGAGAGUAUGCUAGUUCAGUCGUGACGCCAGUCUCAGCGAUGCCGACGUGGGCUAAGUGGCGCUGCAUGGAGGAAUGACAUUUGGGGGCAGUGACGUGGGCCUUGUCUUCUAGGUAGAGAAGCGCAGGAAGGUGCAGAGGUGGCGCAAGGGGGCACAAACAAACUUAGCGCGCAAUUCCUGCCUUGACGGCGCAAACAUCGUCGCGCGCCUCUGAAGGGAAGCCUUGCCAAAGAUGUCGCUCCGACGGGAGUGGAACACACAUGGUAAAAACUGCGCCGACUACACUCUGAGCACCGUAGCAUCACCGAACAUUUUCCUAAAGUUCACGAAAUGGCGCGCGGGAUAUAAAGAAAAGAAAUUGACUUGAUAAGCUACGAAAUCGGAACUCGCUUAUCGGAUAAGCGAAGCCCAACAACAACGACCCCCGCCUAAAAAACACUCGGCUCGUCCGGCGUACUCCUUUCAGUUAUCCCAUUGUUUUUAUGGCCUGUUUCGUUAAAGGGCAACUCUACUUCAUUUUUACAAUUUCUGGGUUAUGAUCUGUUUAGUCCAAGUCGGCGACCCUGAAUCACGAGAUAUAAUUUGUUUUUCGGUAGUGUGUAUCGUUUUGUAGAUAUCACGAAUCUAAGUAUCGUUCCGGUGGCACAGCAAAACCAAAACUACCGGCUGAAGCAGCUUGGCAGCACUGAUAUUAGUGGCGCGUCGUCGGCAUGACCUAGUUCUCGUCCUGCGCUUCUGAGCCGACGCACUGACAAUGUCGGCUCAGUCCCACGUGUAGUUUCAAAAGAGAAGGUAAGUGGCACGUUUUCUUUUUUUACCGCUUCACAUUGUUAAUAUGCACCAAAUGUAGCACGUUUUAGUGUGUACUUAUAAAUUUGCCGGCUGAAAAGCGAAUCCGACUGCCAUAAAUAUGUCGGGGUCAGUGCCGGCGCAGCGUGACUUAUUUGUUUCUUGCUCGCGAACCGAGAGAAAAAGAGAUAAUGGGAGAUAGAUGGACAGAUGUAUCCACAAGCGGUCUAAGUUGUUAAAGCUAAGGUACCUUUAUUUGCACGCUAGUUAGAUCAUCUGCGACCUGCUGCGUCCGGCCGAUCAUGCUGGAGCAGCCGGCAGACGGUACGCGAACAGCAACGGCACCGCAUCAUUCUUUUAAAGACGCAUGUUUUGUGGAGAAACCCCUAACGGUCAACAGCUGCAGAUCCCGUGUGUAGGUAUCUGACGUAAAGUGCUGGGAGCAGAACUUCGCGUUGGAGCUCGGAGUCGACGGUCUUCCGAAGUCUAUCUGGCGAACGGCACCGACCCACACCUUAUGCCUCUUCCGGUCUCUUGGGAACUGGUGGAACCGCAGCUCCGGGUUGUGCACCGGUUUGUUGGUGCAACCCACAGCACUUCAAGUCGUGCUCGACAUUGCCCAACGCGAGUCCGGCAAGUCUCUCCGGCUCCAUGACACGCGCGUGAGCGAGCAGCACCGCUUCGCUCUCUUCCGCGCUCGCGGAAGCAAUGCUGGAGUUAAAUGAACUGCCUGGACGCUAAUAAAAAUAGGAGAACACAGGAUAACGUGGUAAGCACCUCUUGCCGUCAGCAGAAUCGCAGAACGCCACGGGAAACAAAGCGUUCGCGGCGUCCGUACGAGAGCGUAGGACUAGACCUACGUCAUUGCCCAGUGUUGCUUCACUAGCUCACCCAGUGCCAGCGUUGCUCACCCGCUUUCGGGCCGCUAAUUGAGCUGGGAGAGCAUUUUUAAUAUUGGUUUUAACCGGUAAUGCGGCGUUGGUUUCACGUGAUAUUUUGGGUAUGACCGUAUUUUGACCCCCUAAAGCGAUAUCAGUCAUUUCGAUGGGGUCGACUUUUUGAGUGUAGUUGCCCUUUAAUGUUAGCCACGAACCAUCUCGACCACAUCAGCGCUUUAACUCUUCCUUAAAGGUGUGACGAGGUUCGGUGGUCUCAUCUCCGAGCCUUAAUGGUGUCUCUUUCCUUGCUGCCUUCAAAAGGCGGUACGGCGUAGCCUUCAAAAUAAUUUGCGAGGUUUUUUUAUCGCAAAAGUGAAGUAUCCGUCGCCGCACACUCAUGCCCGAACGGUUAGUGCUCGAUUUGGGCGGAGACCGAGCGUUAAGGGAUACAUGCUUUAUUUUUUGCGGUGAAAAGAAACGCCGUAAAUGUUUUCGGAGACAGCUGGCUACAGCAGCUUGGCUGACCGUAGGCUGGCCCUUUCCAGACAAGUUGUCCUCCCUUCUGGACGAUGCGAAGGCGGCCAAGCUGUCGGAGCAGCUCUUCGAGACCAUAGAGGACCUCAAGGUGAAGCAGAAGAUGAAAAAGAAAAAGGAGGACGACUCGGCGGACCAGCGGAAGACCCGGUUCUCGGAGGGCGUAGCCCUGUCUCAGCCGGGCCAGCCCAGUCCCGGACAGCUGACAGCCAUCCAGAUCAAGGAGAUGAUGGCCAACGCCCAGCGGAUGAUCGAGGAGCGCAAGCGGGCUCUCGGGCCCGUGGCCGUGGCACCCGCCCCACCCGUCCUGGGCGGCGCCGUCCCCCUCCUCAGGCCGGGGCUGGGCGCGGCCCCCGUGGCGCCCCUGAGCGUGGGCGAAAGCCGCAACCGGAUCGCCGAGCUGACGGCCCAGAUCCAAGCCAAGCUGGGCGGUCGACCGGGCUUCGUGGGAGCGCUGCCGUCGGCUGGCGGUGCACCCUCCCCCGCCAUGCCCACACCGCUGAUCCUGAAUGCCGAGGGCCGCACGGUGGACCUGUCGGGCAAGGAGGUGCAGCUGGCGCACCACACGCCCACCCUCAAGGCCAACAUCCGAGCCCAGAAGCGGGAGCAGUUCAAGAUCCACCAGGAGAAGGUGGUCGAGGACGUCACCGAGCAGAAGUUCUACGACCACAGGGUCAGUGCCAAGUCGGCUCAGAGGAGCAAGAAGCUGUUCAAGUUCCACGAGAAGGGGAAGUAUGAGCAGCUGGCGCAGCGUCUGCGAACCAAGGCCAAGCUGGAGAAGCUGCAGCAGGAGAUUGCCCAGGCUGCCAAGAAGACGGGCAUUUCCUCGGCCACAAAGAUCGCCCUCAUGGUGCCCAAGAAGGAGAUCAAAGAGGGAGAGAUCCCCGACGUAGAAUGGUGGGACACAUUCAUCAUCAAGGGGGAGAGCUACGACAGCGUCAUCGACAGCGUCGUGAACAGCAACGUCAAGUUCGAGGACCUGUUGGAGGGCGUCACCAACCUCGUGGAGCACCCGAUCCAGAUGAAGGCUCCGACGGCCACGGUGAAGCCCGUGCUGCUUCCUGUGUACUUGACCAAGAAGGAGCGCAAGAAGCUGCGGCGCCAGAACCGCAGGGAAGCCUGGAAGGAGAAGCAGGAGAAGAUACGCCUGGGGCUGGAGCCCCCACCGGAGCCCAAGGUGCGCAUGUCCAACCUGAUGCGUGUUCUGGGCACCCAGCAAGUGCAGGACCCGACCAAGAUUGAGGCCCACGUCAGGGAGCAGAUGGCCAAGAGACAGAAGGCCCACGAGGAGGCCAACGCAUCCCGCAAGCUGACGACCGAGCAGCGGCGGGAGAAGAAGGUCAAGAAGCUCAAGGAGGACACCAGCCGAGGGGUGCACGUCUCCGUCUACAGGCUGCUGAGCCUGACGAACCCGGCCAAGAAGUUCAAGGUGGAGAUGAACGCCAAGCAGCUGUUCCUGACCGGCUGCGUGGUGCUCUACCGCAACGUGAACCUGGUGGUGGUGGAGGGGGGGCCCCGGCAGCAGAAGAAGUAUCGCCGCCUCAUGAUGGGGCGCAUCAAGUGGGCCGAGGACCAGGCCUCCGCCGACGGCUCGGAAAAUGGACAGAAAGUGGAGAACCGCUGCAUUCUGGUUUGGGAGGGCACGGUGAAGUCCCGCAGCUUCGGGGAGAUGAAGUUCAAGGUGUGCCCGACGGAGUGCUUUGCACGCGAACACUUCAAGAAGCACGGCGUGGAGCACUACUGGGACCUGGCCUACAGCAACACCAUCCUCGAACUGGCUGAUGAGACCGCCUGAGGCUUCUCCCGCCGCCGCGUGCUCUUUCCUUUUCCCAGGCUGCACACCCAGGGCGGCCAUCUUAAACAUGCCGGUUUUCGUUUUCAUUACCCGUCGCUCUGCCAGUGGUACGACGGAGUUUGUGGGCGUGUCGGAACAGGUUCUUGCGGUCCUCGAUGAGUUAUCGAACGAGGUGCGAAGAGAUUGGAAAAUUGCGACUACCUCAAAGUGCAACUACCAAAUUUCUGUCAAUCGUACUCGACGUGACGUCACGUUGCUGUAUGGAGCCAUUUCCUUUCAUUUGUAUUUUUUUAGACACGUUUGAAAACCUUUCGUACCAUUUUGUUUCACACACUCGACAUCGAAAGGUUAAGGAGCAGCUCAUGCCAGCUUUUCGAGUGUCGCUUUUUUUUUUGUGCGUGUGAUAAUUUGGUAGUAGCCAACCUGCCAGCUGGUUGGUCUUUUGGAUUUGUUUUCGCUUAAUUACCUCUCAAUAACUACGAAGCUUCUUUAAUUGUUCCCACAUAAUCGGUUAAAACACGUGAGCAAAGGGUAAUUUUGACAUCUUUUCGUACGCAUCUAGGAUAUAAAGACUGCGCAUAUUGACCAUGGCCGCCAAGGGACUGCUGGUCCAGCCCGAUGUACCCACUCUGUAAAUACACGUAACCUUUAUUCGACGACUCGUCGCCGUCUUCUAAGACAGUGGAAUUGCGCAAUGUCUGCUUCAUUUUGCGUCACUUUUUUUUUAACAGUCUGUUCCAGAGAAUAAGUUGAGCCCUUUCCACAAACAUGCUUCUUUCGAUGCAUUGA
Ixodes scapularis (black-legged tick) is the source of this 6656-nucleotide messenger RNA. It is a transcript of the gene Prp3, whose product is annotated as U4/U6 small nuclear ribonucleoprotein Prp3. Gene Ontology annotation, cellular component: U4/U6 x U5 tri-snRNP complex. Bases 3936 to 5867 code for a protein of 643 amino acids. NCBI's taxonomy places the organism in Eukaryota, Metazoa, Arthropoda, Arachnida, Ixodida, Ixodidae. Gene Ontology annotation, biological process: mRNA splicing, via spliceosome. The transcript has 16 exons. The record is from RefSeq and is a predicted model, not a curated record.